Molecule: messenger RNA, 1520 nt
Organism: Clunio marinus
Lineage: Eukaryota; Metazoa; Arthropoda; Insecta; Diptera; Chironomidae
Source: the annotation of a GenBank genome assembly
GAUCUUAAGUAUUUUUUUGUUUUUUGUCCCCUAAAUAUUGUGAAAACAAAAAUCCUAAGAAAACGUCAUAAUAACCUCAUCUUUUCAAUUAAAUCCCACAAGCAUGGACCUUUCUAAAGUGCUAUCAAAAUAUCAAAAUAUUCAAGCAACGAAAAAAGAUGUUUUGGAUCUUUUGGAGCAGUAUCGGGCACUAAACUACCGUUUAGACUCCUAUGUUUUUAAUGAUGGAUCUAAAAAAGACUUGUUAAGUCUGACUGGAACGAUUCCUGUUGUGUACAAACAAAACACUUAUCAUAUUCCCAUUUGUAUUUGGUUGAUGGACACUCAUCCUUACAACGCGCCGAUUUGCUAUGUAAAACCAACUACCGACAUGCACAUAAAAGUCAGCAUGUACGUUGAUCACAAUGGAAAAAUUUAUUUGCCAUAUCUUCACGAUUGGCAGCCGAAUUCAAGUGACUUAUUGGGGUUGAUUCAAGUAAUGAUUGUUACAUUUGGCGAACAUCCUCCAGUAUAUUCAAAACCAAAACAAGCUCCAUAUCCAGGGCAGUCCUUCAUGCCACAACCAGGAGCAGGAAAUGCAAGUUACAAUCCGUCGUUUCCCCAAUCUUCUAAUUUCCCACCGUAUCCAACAAACAAUUACGGAGGUGGAUAUCCACCUUAUCCUCCAAAUCCUAAUUCAUCAAAUACUCCGUAUCCUCAAUCAAAUUUUAUGCCAGGUAUGCCAUCAGGUUUCAAUUCCGCACCAGCAAAUAAUGCUGGCGCUACAGGGACAAUAUCUGAAGAGCAUAUCAAAGCAUCAUUGAUAUCUGCUGUGGAAGACAAAAUGCGUCGUCGCAUCUACGAGAAAGUCAACCAAUGUCAAGCUGAAAUUCAAACUUUAAAGCGUACGAAACAAGAAUUGAUGGAAGGUCAAACAAAACUUGAAGAUAUUGUAAGAAAAUUGGAACGAGAUGAAACGGAAUUAAAGAGAAACAUUCAAUUGUUGAAUGACAAAGAUGCUGAGUUGACAAAAUCUCUUACAGCCCUUGAGCAAAAUGAUCAAAUUGAUGUUGAUGAAGCUGUCACAACAACUGCCCCCCUCUACAAACAACUUAUAAACGCUUACGCUGAAGAAGCAGCAAUUGAAGAUGCAAUUUAUUACAUUGGUGAAGCAUUACGCAAAGGAGUCAUUGAUCUUGAGGUUUUUCUUAAACAAGUUCGACAACUUUCACGAAAGCAGUUUAUGAAUCGUGCGCUUAUGCAAAAGUGUCGUCAAAAAGCAGGAUUGGCUGGUUAAGAUUGCAUUUCAAAGGUGGCUGAUGCUUUAAGAUUACUCAAAAAAUUUUAUUACAAAUAAUUAUCAAUCAUAAAAUGGUAUAAUAAAAUAGAUUUUUCUUUGUUAAUUGAAAGUAGGUAUUUAAUUAAUGAUGUGUUCUAAAAUUCCUUGUCUAAUUAAUUGUUCACAUUCUGAACUUGGCAAAUAAUGAAUGCUGUCUUUUUGAAGAAGAAUCACUUCACCACUUUCCAACUCCAACUUGCCA